AAAGUACUUCCUGUAUAAUUCGAAGUGUGUACGAAAUUUUUGAAAAUAACUUUAAUAAGCUUUGUAUCGUACCAAUUAUUUUAAGAUGGAUGUUGACGAGGAAGGAGGAAAGAGAAAAAUGCCGAAAGUGGCCAAGGUUAAGAAUAAAAUGCCUGCUCCAGUGCAGAUUACAGCAGAACAGCUUUUAAGAGAAGCAAAGGAGAGAGAAUUGGAGUUAGUUCCCCCACCUCCUAAGCAGAAGAUAUCAGAUCCUGAUGAGCUCAAAGAUUAUCAAAGAAGAAAAAGGAAGGCUUUUGAGGACAAUAUUCGCAAAAAUAGAAACCUGAUGACUAAUUGGAUAAAGUAUGCGCAGUGGGAAGAAUCACAAAAAGAAAUUCAGAGGGCACGUUCAGUUUUUGAGAGAGGUUUGGAUGUGGAUCACAGAAACAUAACAGUGUGGCUCAAAUAUGCAGAAAUGGAGAUGAGAGCCAGACAAUUGAACCAUGCCAGAAAUAUAUGGGAUAGAGCCAUUACAAUUCUUCCCAGGGCUAAUCAGUUCUGGUACAAGUAUACUUACAUGGAGGAAAUGCUGGGACACAUUGCGGGUGCCCGACAAGUGUUUGAACGCUGGAUGGAGUGGGAGCCUGAGGAACAAGCCUGGCAUUCAUAUAUCAACUUUGAGCUGCGCUACAAGGAAUUAGACAGAGCAAGGAUGAUAUAUGAGAGAUUUGUUCUUAUCCAUCCGGAGGUAAAGAACUGGAUUAAGUAUGCUCGGUUUGAGGAGAAGCAUGGCUACAUUAAUAGUGCAAGAAGAGUAUACGAGAGGGCCGUCGAAUUCUUUGGAGAGGACAACAUGGAUGAAAAACUCAUCAUUGCUUUUGCCAGGUUUGAGGAGGGACAAAGAGAGCAUGAGAGGGCGAGAGUGAUAUACAAAUAUGCCCUGGAUGUCUUACCCAAAGAUCAGUGUCAGGAAAUCUACAAAGCUUACACAGUUCAUGAAAAAAAAUUCGGAAGCAGGGCAGCCAUCGAAGAUGUUAUUGUUAGCAAAAGGAGGUUUCAAUAUGAAGAGGAAGUGAAAGCAAAUCCAUUAAAUUAUGAUGCCUGGUUUGACUACAUAAGAUUGUUAGAGGCCGAUGCUAACACUGAACAAGUGAGGGACACAUAUGAAAGGGCCAUUGCAAAUAUACCACCCUCAAAGGAAAAACGUCAUUGGCGUCGAUACAUAUACUUGUGGAUCAAUUACGCACUGUAUGAGGAGCUGGAGGCAGAGGAUAUGGAGAGGACCAGGGAUGUCUAUAAAGCCUGUCUGGACAUCAUUCCUCACAAAAACUUCACCUUUGCCAAAGUCUGGCUUUUAUUCGCUCAUUUUGAAGUCCGCCAGAAAAAUCUACAGGGUACAAGAAGAAUUCUGGGCACAGCUAUUGGGAAAUGUCCAAAGAACAAGCUCUACAGAGGUUACAUAGAGUUGGAGCUACAAUUACGAGAGUUUGAGAGAUGCAGGAUCCUGUAUGAAAAGUUCCUGGAGUUUGGACCAGAAAACUGUACUUCUUGGAUGAAGUAUGCAGAAUUGGAGACAAUUCUUGGAGACACGGAGAGAGCUGAAGCAAUAUAUGAGCUGGCCAUCAAUCAGCCCAAGCUAGACAUGCCUGAGGUGCUGUGGAAGGCAUAUAUUGACUUCCAGAUUGAGCAAGAGGAGUAUGACAAGACUCGCAAACUGUACAGAAGGCUGCUGGAACGAACUCAACAUGUCAAGGUAUGGAUAAGCUUUGCCAACUUUGAGCUGUCAAUUCAGAGUGAAAAUGGAGAGAAUGUGAUAAAUACCAGAAAGGUUUACAGUGAAGGGAACAAGUCUCUGAAGAACAUCAAUGAAAAGGAAGAGAGACUGAUGUUACUGGAGUCCUGGCAGGAAAUGGAGAGAGACCAGGGCGAUGAGGAAUCUCAGGCGAAGGUUCAGAAACUGAUGCCGCAGAAGGUGAAGAAGAGGAGGAAGAUCCAGACUGAGGAUGGGUCUGAUGCUGGAUGGGAGGAAUACUAUGACUACAUUUUCCCAGACGAGGAGGCGGCUCAACCCAAUCUCAAACUUCUGGCCAUGGCCAAGAAAUGGAAACAAGUACAGGAAACAACCCCGGCAGAAGAGGAAGAGGAAGUGGGCUGAACUUCCUGUUUGUUACUUCCUGUUCAGUUGUUAUUUGCAAUGUGAAAUAUACAUUCUCUGUAUAAAUGUCUUUCAGUAAGAAAUGACGAUUAGGACUGUGCUGGCCGUGGUAUAAAGUGGACAAUAGAGAGGAAUGGUGAUGUCAGACUGGUUGUUAAAUCCAGUAACUGUAAUAAAAUUAUGACAACACUUUA
Magallana angulata is the source of this 2328-nucleotide messenger RNA. RefSeq names its product crooked neck-like protein 1. NCBI's taxonomy places the organism in Eukaryota, Metazoa, Mollusca, Bivalvia, Ostreida, Ostreidae. Gene Ontology annotation, biological process: mRNA splicing, via spliceosome; spliceosomal complex assembly. The record is from RefSeq and is a predicted model, not a curated record. The transcript has 16 exons. The coding region runs from base 86 to 2134 and encodes 682 amino acids. Gene Ontology annotation, molecular function: protein binding. Gene Ontology annotation, cellular component: precatalytic spliceosome; post-mRNA release spliceosomal complex; U2-type catalytic step 2 spliceosome.